Messenger RNA from Uloborus diversus, 4728 nucleotides. RefSeq lists its product as uncharacterized. Lineage: Eukaryota; Metazoa; Arthropoda; Arachnida; Araneae; Uloboridae. The record is from RefSeq and is a predicted model, not a curated record. The transcript has 5 exons. Bases 41 to 1522 code for a protein of 493 amino acids.
GACGGUGUUUUAUUCUUGGUCCAUAUCAAAACAAUCAUCAAUGGAAGAUAAAAUCAUUGCUUUAAAAUGCGGCAGACGACAUGCAGUAAAAGAUUUAUUGAAAAUGAAAGGAAAUCUUAUGUGUCAAACUGAUGAGCUAAUAAACCUUAUAAAAGAGAGGCAACAUGAAUUGUGCUUUAAUAUAGAUGAGUUAUGUCAUAAGGACAUUUGGUUAUGUGAUGAUAUGUUGUAUGAAUGUUGGCUUUCAUCGCCUGGCUUUGAAGAUGAUUUGAAAUCCUUAAAAGAUAUUAUAGCUGAAGAGAUAGAUAAUUUAUCAAGAGAUAUGCUACGAUACGACGAAAGAUUUGAGCAGUUAAACUUAGACAUCAAAUGUGUUGCAAAAAUUUUAAAAAGCUUUGUGAUUAAAGAAAGAAUGGCCCAUGAAAAUUCAAAAUUCGAUUCUGAAGAAUCAAGAACAAAGCAGAUUUUUAACCCUUCAGGAGAGUGUACUUUGGCUUCCAAUUGUUCUGGUGGAAGUAAAACAUUAUCAGAUGAUUCUUUCGAAGUGAUGGAAACAACUGAAUUGUGUGAGGAAAGCACGAUUGCAUGUGAAAAGCAUGAAAACUUGAAAUCAAUGAGAAGCCCACAUAUUCCUGAUGUUUCGAAACCUUCUUUAAAGGUAUCAGAUUGGUUGCACCGAAAUGAUAACAUUGGUGCAAAAUGUAUAGUAGUUACUUUUUCAUGUAAUGGUGAAAAAUACAUCGAAAAAGUAACGAAGAAUAGCUCACAUGUUCCGAAUAGUAGGAAAUCUUCUUUGGAGGUGUCCGAUUGGUUGUAUAAAAAUGAAAGUAUGGACACAAAAUACAAUACAAAUUCUUGUUCAUCCAAUUUUACAGAACCUGAUGAUAAAGAAACCAAAAUUGUAACUCCACUUAUUCCUGAUGUUUCAAAACCUUCUUUAAAGGUGUCCGAUUGGUUGCAUAAAAAUAAAAGUAUGGACACAAAAUACAAUACAAAUUCUAGUUCAUCCAAUUUUACAGAACCCGACGACAAAGAAACCAAAAUUGUAACUCCACUGCAGAUGACUGUAGAAAGUGAACCAGUAUUCCAUACAGUUCCAAAGAAUAAAUAUUUAGCUAAUUUCCUCACUUGUCAUGGACAAAAAGUACCGAAAAGUGUUCAAUUUGUCGAAGAUAUUUCCACAUUCCUAAUAACUAAAAAUGAUUCAUCUGAAUCUUCUGCCAUUAGAGAUGAUUUGAAAAUAUGGUUAAGCGACAACUCUAAAAGUGGAGGAGUUAAAUCAAUUAGUACCCAACCAUUGAAUGUCGGUAAAGAGCAGUCAAAUACAGUACAGUCGCACCCAGUUAGUAGUGAUUUGAAAACUUGGGUAAAUAAUAUUGAUUCCAAAGAGUUGGAUACAUCAGCUAAUAUUGUACUACGCAAUACCAAUUCAAGUCCUGCAAAGGUAGUAGAACAGUCAUUUUCUUCAUAUUUUGUUAAAGACGACCAUAAAGAGUGGCUAUGUUCUGGAAAGUGCGUUUGAGAUGGAUAUUUUUAUUUUUAUAGAAAAUUAAAUUAUUUAAUAUAAUACAAAUUAUGUCAUUAUACUUGUUUAAUAUUUAUGCUUUAGAUAAGCUUGUGUUAAAAUGAUAAGAACACAAUAAAUAAAAUUCAAAUGUAUAUGUAUUCAGUGUAUAAAUCAUUACAGCUGUUUUUAAUACCUCUAAGAGCCUUUUCUUCUGUAUAGUGAAUUUAAUCAGAUGAGACAAAUGUGUCACUCACUUACAAUUCUCAAUUACUAAAUUAAAUUAGUAAGCAUGAUUGAAAAGAUCUUCAGUUGUCUUGAAACAACUGUAUUCCCUUACGUUAAUUUGAGUAUUAUUUUGCCUCCUAGGUCACACAAAAAUUAAGUUUUUGAUUUUAUGUUUAUGAACCUACAAUGUUUGGUUGAAUCAAAAUAAAAGGGGUGUAUUUAAGAACAUUAUGAACAUUUUGCAGAACAAUUUCUUUAGAAUUGUGUAAAACCAAAAAUUAACUAUUCAAAAAAUCAAAUGGAUGUUUGACAUUGGGAAAUAACAGUAAAAAUUAAUAGUUCUUAAAAAGAAUAAAAAUCGUUAAACGUUAUGAUGAUGCAAAAUUUAAUAGCUUUUCGUUACAUCAUGAUGUUUGCUCACAACGGUGCAGAUAGGAUUCUUUUGUCUCAGAUACUGAAGUGGUCAUAAAUGUCAACCUAUCCAUCUGACUGUUGCUUGUGCUGGUGAACAUAUAAAAUGUAGGAAGAAUUAAAAUUUUUCCACUUUAGAGGUCUUUUGCAUUGAUAGACUUUCAAAAAUGUACACUCAUCUCAAUUUUACUUUAUUACAAACUUUACACCAGCAUAAAAUUAUUUCUUUAAGGCUCACUUAGUUCAAAAUGAACAUCAUUCUGUAAUUAUCUAGUACACUUUUCAGUUUUAUUUCUAACCGGGCUUCUUCCUAUUGACUGACCAUGGUACUCUCCUACAUAAAAUGUUGUUUUAAAACUAUUUCUUUUUUAUCCAGCAUUCGAAUUAAAAUAGCUUUUUACAAAGCAUGAAAGAGAGUUAACUUAAAAAUUAGCAACAUUGCAUCAAAAAUAGAGAAAAAGAUAGCUACCAUAAGACUUGACUAACUACAAAAAGUACAUCUGAAAAUGCAAAAUUUCUCUUGUUGUGCAUCAAACGUGUACUUUGCUGAACAUGUGGAUUACUUAAAAUGUAUUUUUAAAAAAUACUUUCCUUCAAUUUUCAUACACUGAAUCAAUGUAAAACUUACAAAUUACCAAAUAUUGUAAUAUACCAAAGAAAUUGGAGCUAAAAGCAUUACUUUCAAAUUAUGCGCAUGAAUAAUAAAAUAGUAUGCAUUUUUUAGCUUUAUAGUGACCGAGAAAUUAAAAUAGAAAUUUUUCGACUUGUCUUGAUUGGGAAAUUAUGAUCAAUUGUCUUCAGCUCUUAAAACUCUCCAAAAAUAAGUGUAAAACCUUGAAUUAUUUUCAACAUAAAUAAAUGUUGACAAAUACAUGAGGCAAUGAUAAGCAAAGGGAUGUAAGUGGACAUUUUUAAGUUAAGCACGUUUUAAGUUCGUCCCAGGUAGGCUUUCGUUGAAAAGUUUUUAAAAAUCAAACUGUAUAGCAGCACCUACCACGGCGUCUAGUACUAUCUCUUUCCCCAAAACAGAGGAUUGGUUCACCUAUUUGUGUACUGGUUACUCCAAAUUUUUAAUCUUAGCACUUACAUCCCUUUGCUUUUCAUUGCCUCAUAUAUAAGUAUAUAUUAGAUAUUAGAGACGUACCAAGUAGCACUUUGGCCGAGUACCGAGUACUCGGCCUUUUAUUACUCUGCCGAGUACCGUGUUACUGAGUACUCGGCAGAGUUCCAAGUACCAAUUAUGUUUUAAGAAGAACCACAGACACACAUGUGAUGAAUUUUGAACUUAUUGGAAUAGUAGUAUAAACCUCCUUGUCCAUAUAAUAGUUUUUAAAUCUAAAUUACUGCUGAAAUUUAAUUACGCAUUAUAUAUAUACAAUUUUGUUUGUGUCAAAUUUUACAAAAAAAUAAUUUUUUAAAUUAAAAAUAAAUAAAUAAAAGGUAUGAUUAAUCAAGUUGGAAUUAAAACAAAUUACAGUAAAAUCCCUCUAAUGCGGACACUAACAGGACAAAUUUUUUUCUGCAAUAUAGAGGUGUCCGCAGGACAGGGGUUUAAUAAUGUUAUUUGCAUUGGAACUGGGGAAUUAAAAAUUGUCCGCAUAAGAGGGGUGUCCGUUAGGAGGGGUUUCACUGUAUACCAAUCAAUUAUAGUUCUAAUCUGCCAAACAAAUAUUUUUUAAAAGCAGAUAAAACAAAUGUGCAGGAACAUUCCAGACACGUGUUUCUGCCCCCCCCCCCCCCCCCCGUUACAAGGAACGUCUUUUUCAGUGCAUAACAUGUAAGCUAAAGAAUGUAAAGACAUUCAACAAAAAAAUACGACUUUUGUUGGAUGCCUUUAAAUCUACGAGCCCCCAUUUUGUGCAAUGAAAAAGGAAUUCCUUGUAAUGCCAAAACACGUGUAUGCAGAGUUCCUGCACUGUACUCUUAAGGUUGUUUUAUUUUUUAAGCAAAGGUAUUUUUACAUUUUUUAUAACUAAUUUUUGUUUGUAGCAAAAAUCCAUUUUUAAUAUAAAAAUUCCAUAUUUUCUAUACUUACAUUUUUUGCGUAAUUUUUAAUAAAUAAGUUUUAUCAACUUUGGGGACAUAAAAAUAAAGAUUUAUUCCAUUGAAGCAUUACAAACUUAAUUAUUCUCAAAAUUUAAAUUUGACUUAUAAAUUUUAAUUGUAAAUGAUUGCAGAAUAUAAUGCUUGCUCUUUUUUUAUAAAUUUUAGUAUCUGUCUUGGACAAUAUUCAAUUUUUUGCAACUACUCGGUAUUGGCCGAGUACCGAGUAGUUACCGAGUACUCGGUACGUCUCUAGUAUAUAUUGAGAAAAAAUCUUUAAUAUCACUUUAUUAUGCCCUCAUAUGUCACUGGUGAAUUGAAUAAUGAAAGUUAUAAAUUAUUUUUUAUGCUAAAAAAUUCUAACUAAAUUCCAAAUAACUGUUACCGUGCAAUAAUAUACAUGUAUGAAUUCGACUGAUCAAAAAUGAAGUACAAUUAUUUUUAUGAAUGUAUGUAAGAUAAUCAAGUUAAAAUUAUGACCUUUGAUGUAUUUGUAGAAUUUUUAUUUGAAUUAGAUGACAUAUUUAGUUUUUGUAUCCUGA